AUGUACCCGUUGUUCAGUUGUUACCGGCAUUUCCCAAGGAAACGUUCAGCUUAUGAUACAAAAACAAGACAGAAGGUGGCAGUAAAAAAGCUCUCAAGACCUUUUCAAUCGCUUAUUCAUGCGAGGAGGACCUACCGAGAGCUUAGGUUGCUUAAGCACAUGAAGCAUGAGAACGUUAUAGGAUUGCUAGAUGUUUUUACACCUGCAACAUCAAUAGAAAAUUUUAAUGAAGUGUAUCUUGUGACAAAUUUAAUGGGUGCUGACCUGAAUAACAUCGUGAAGUGCCAGAAGUUAACAGAUGACCAUAUACAGUUUCUUAUCUAUCAGUUACUUCGAGGUCUUAAGUAUAUUCACUCAGCUGGAAUCAUCCACCGGGACCUGAAGCCCAGUAACCUAGCUGUAAAUGAAGACUGUGAAUUAAGGAUUUUAGACUUUGGUUUAGCUCGACAAACUGAUGAUGAAAUGACCGGAUAUGUUGCAACAAGAUGGUACAGAGCUCCAGAAAUUAUGUUAAACUGGAUGCACUACAACCAAACAGUUGACAUCUGGUCGGUUGGAUGCAUCAUGGCAGAGCUAUUGAAAGGGAAGGCCCUAUUUCCAGGAAAUGAUUAUAUUGAUCAACUAAAGAGAAUAAUGGAAAUUGUGGGCACUCCCAGUUCUGAACUUCUGAAGAAGAUAUCAUCAGAACAUGCAAGAAAAUACAUUGAAUCUCUUCCACAUAUGCCACAACAAGAUUUGAAAGCAGUAUUUCGUGGUGCCAAUCCAUUAGCUGUAGAUCUUCUUGAGAAGAUGCUUAUACUAGACAGCGAUAAAAGAAUUACUGCCUCAGAAGCACUUGCACAUCCAUACUUUGUACAGUAUCACGAUCCGGAUGAUGAACCUGAGGCUGAGCUGUAUGACGAGUCAAUAGAGAACAAGGAGCGAACCAUAGACGAAUGGAAAGAACUUACCUACGAAGAAGUGAUUAGCUUUAAACCCCCCGACUUAAAAAUGGACAGCCUGGAGAUAGAACAGUGAAUACAGUCAGCUCCGUCUUGCCUUGCUGCACUAUGAAGACUGUUAAAAUAUAACCAUACAAUUUAACCUGUGGUCAGACGUAGAUUUUACUAUCCAAAGAUGUUGGAGAAGAUGUGGAAAAGCAGAUGCAUUAUACAGAAGCCAGAUGUUGUCUGUUUUGGAUGGGGUUGGUUUUGUUGGGGGUUUUUUUUUGCCUUGUAAUAUGAAUGUAUUCCCAACUCACAGAAGGGUGAUGGAGAACUGCUUCAUUCUGACAAAAUUAUGCACUGAGUUCUGUCAAGCUGUGUGUUCUGCAUGUUUCAUUUUAUCAGUUGUAUUGCCAAAAUAAAAGGUGACGUUUUAAAUUAAUUUUAAAAUUGUACAUUUAAAGCAUGAAUGUAUACGAACAUAAACAUAGAAGUCCAUACAAGCAAUCCAUUUUUUUUCUGGCAUUUUAUCUGUCCGUUU
Balearica regulorum gibbericeps (East African grey crowned-crane) is the source of this 1464-nucleotide messenger RNA. The record is from RefSeq and is a predicted model, not a curated record. NCBI's taxonomy places the organism in Eukaryota, Metazoa, Chordata, Aves, Gruiformes, Gruidae.